Rhopilema esculentum is the source of this 2008-nucleotide messenger RNA. Its product is annotated as synaptotagmin-4. Gene Ontology annotation, molecular function: calcium-dependent phospholipid binding; SNARE binding; calcium ion binding. Gene Ontology annotation, cellular component: exocytic vesicle; plasma membrane. Gene Ontology annotation, biological process: calcium-ion regulated exocytosis. The record is from RefSeq and is a predicted model, not a curated record. Lineage: Eukaryota; Metazoa; Cnidaria; Scyphozoa; Rhizostomeae; Rhizostomatidae.
AUGGACAAUUACCGCUGUAGCAUUGAGGGGCGUUUUGUUUCAAAAGUCGUUAAGGGGGAUGUCAUCGCUACACGAAAACAUCUUCCACUAAUGGGGAAAAUCAACAGCGAUUAAAACGAAAGUAUUUGGACUUGAAAACGGAAAUAUAACAUGAAGGAUAUGGUUGAUCGAAGCUUGCCAAACUCAAUGAUAUUUUAACUUUGACGAGAGAGAGAAGAGAUUGCAGUUGAAGCUGGAGGCCAAUGCUGUCGUUCGUGCUCAAGUAUGUGCUGCUGCCGAUCGCCGUCUUUCUGUUCCUCAUUCUGGUUUUAUUGGCCUUCUGGCUGAUUUACCGAAGAUCGCAACAACAAAGGCAGAGCCAAAAGUCGGACGCUAACAAGACGAAAUACACAAAACCGAGCAUCGCCAUUCCGGAUUUUACGAUACCGUUCUCUCUUCGGACAGUGGGAGAACAGUUACCAGCGGAACGCUCGGAGAGUGAAGAUAGCACCCAUUCGUCAGCUAAGAGAAAUGGAUGUAGAAAGAUGGCCAUUGGUGGCCUUAGGCCGGUUUUGACUGUGGAUGGUGAAGAGCAUGGCGAACGCGAUGACACUUUCGUGAGUCGUCCAAUCAGCAAGCAGCGUCGUGUGGCGGCUGGCAUUGACAAUGACCUCAGGUCAUGGAAUCAGGAUAAGACUUCUCGCCUCUCAGUGGCAGCUUUGUCGGAUUUCGAUCGAGCAAGCUCUGUCGCCUCGUUUUCAAGUACGGAAAUGGACGUGUCCACGAGAUACUCAACGUCAGAUAUCGAUCAAAAAGGAGGGCGAAAUACAUCUGCGAAAGAGAGGCAGCGGAGAAUAAGUGUUGCUGUUGUGCAGAGCCUGAGAGCUGAAGGAAAGAAAGUUUCAUUGUCACAACCAAGCAUACUUGAAGGGGAGCGAGGAAAUGCUCUAGCUGCCGCCCUCGAAGCAGCCAGCUUGGAAACAACCCUGCAACAGCCUCGUGAGAAGGUUUCCGAAGGGAGUGAGGACGAGGCGGAUCCUGCUGAUGUAACCGAGGCUUCAAAUCUGAAAAGACGCAUAGCUGGGAGGAGGGGACAGGAAAAGCGAAAAUAUCUCAAAACUGGCAAACUUUGUUUUACAACGCAAUACCACAGCAGCGAACAGAAACUAGAAAUUAUCGUCAUAAGAGCAUUCGAUUUAGGAAAGAGGAAAGAUAAUGACGAUGUAAAUCCUUUUGUGAGAAUGUACCUCGUUCCAGGAAAGAAGCAAAAACAGCAUACGCGAGUGAAGAGAAGGACAAAGGAGCCGUAUUUCAAUGAAAAGAGAAUGUUUUAUGAAAUAUCGGAAAGUGAUUUCGCUUCACAUCGAUUGAAACUAAAGGUUUACAGUAGAGAAGCUAUUGCGAGAAAUGAGUUACUCGGUGAAGCAGAGAUCUCUCUUGGCUCAUUAAAACUAACUGAGAAAGAAUCUUUCAGUUUGGAUUUAUUCUUAGUCAAGGAUGAGCUUGGUGCACAGAUAAUGCUGUCACUUUGCCAUAAUGCGGCAAGCUCUCAGCUAGAAGUCAUGGUGCACAAGGCAAAGCAAGUGCCAAAACUCAGUGCUGUGGGCUACCCUGACACCUACUGCAGAAUCAACCUUUGGCGUGAAGACGGUCUGGACAGGCGAGAAACGAAAAUUAGGCGCAAUUCAAAACACCCUGUCUGGGACGAAAAGCAUGUUUUCGACGUAUCUACGAGUAGCAGCGACCCCCUGAACACGCUUUCACUUGUGAUAACGCUGAUCAGUCAUAGCUUCAUGGGCAAGGACGAGAUCAUUGGUCACGUGAUAUUUAGCAUGGAUGCGAAGCAGCAGUCGGCAGUACAGCAUUGGAGGCAAGUGAACGACUCGCCCUAUGUCUCCAUUACAAACUGGCAUUCAUUUAUAGACCCCGAAGAGGUUUGAACAUUAGAAAUUUUAUUUAACACGAUAAUCAUGUAAAGGUAGCUUGUAUGUAUUUAUGCUCGAUAAACAAUAUUUCACAACAUAAAUGC